Messenger RNA from Musa acuminata AAA Group (dessert banana), 747 nucleotides. RefSeq lists its product as uncharacterized. NCBI's taxonomy places the organism in Eukaryota, Viridiplantae, Streptophyta, Magnoliopsida, Zingiberales, Musaceae. Bases 129 to 593 code for a protein of 154 amino acids. The record is from RefSeq and is a predicted model, not a curated record. The transcript is spliced from 2 exons.
CUCCUCGAGUCAUUCUUCACGCCCGCAAUAUUUGACCCCAAACUCCAACUCGGCCUCGGAGGCAAUCCAUCGAACAGUAUCGUUUCCAUCGGCCCCGCUGUGGACCAAAUCGGGAAGGCAACGACAGCAUGGCGGAAGCUGUUCUCGUCGUCCUCGUCUCGUUCCUCUCGCUCGCCCUCCUCUCCUUCUCCCAAGAUCCUGACCUUAAAUCUGGUUCCGCUUACGACGAGCUCAGGACCAGCGGGUUCCCCGUCGGCCUCCUCCCCACCAACGUCCUCACCUACUCCCUCAACCGCACCUCCGGCGCCUUCGCCGUCGACCUCGACGACCGUUGCCGCGUCACCCUCCCCCCGGACAACUACCUCGCCACCUAUUCCCGCCGGAUCACCGGCAAGCUGGCGGACCGCCGAAUAUCCGACCUCGAUGGCAUCAGGGUCAAGGCCUUCUUCCGUUGGUGGUCCAUUACUGGGAUACGCUCCACCGGCGACGAUCUGGUGUUCGAGGUUGGCGUCGUCUCCGCCAAGUACCCCUCCCGUAACUUCGACGAGAGCCCUGACUGCGAGGGCCGCAGCCCUAGAAAGGCCGCCUCUUGAGGAAUGGGCUUGGCGCGAAAUCUUUUGUAAGUUGAUAUUGUAAGGAUUAUAUUAGCUAUUCAGAUCAAUGUUCUUUACCACCACCAACCUUUUCAAGCUAUUCUUCUUACAUCUACGAUAAUAGUUUGCUUUUAGUUUUGAUGUUUAUGCAUGG